AUGAGGGAGGAGAGUGGGUAUGGCUGGUUUUUUGCAAGGAAGACGACGCUUGUUGGUUGCAAUUGGAGAAGAGGAGAAGACUCUCGCGGAGAAGACGAUGCUUGCUGGGUUAGCAAGGAAGACGUUCGCUGGGUUUUAGCAAGGAAGGACGCUCGCUGGCUGCUAGUUGACACGUGUCAGCAAAUUAGAGAGGGGACAUGGAGGGGACACCAAUUUGGGGACAGCGGAUCCGCUCCCGUUCCACAUAACCACGGUGGUUCUUAG
Molecule: messenger RNA, 264 nt
Organism: Prunus armeniaca (apricot)
Lineage: Eukaryota; Viridiplantae; Streptophyta; Magnoliopsida; Rosales; Rosaceae
Source: the annotation of a GenBank genome assembly